This is a messenger RNA of Staurois parvus, 475 nucleotides long. The record is from the annotation of a GenBank genome assembly. NCBI's taxonomy places the organism in Eukaryota, Metazoa, Chordata, Amphibia, Anura, Ranidae.
AUGGGCCCCUGUACCGCCUCCUCAUGCUGCUGCCAGGCCCGUAAUCUGCCAUGGGCCCCCGUACCAACUCCUCAUGCUGCUGCCAGGCCCGUAAUCUGUCAUGGGCCCCUGUACCGCCUCCUCAUGCUGCUGCCAGGUCCAGAGUCUCUCAUGGGUCCCUGUACGGCCUCCCAUUGCUGCUGUCUCCAUCGCCACACUCUGCCAUGUGCCACUUUCAGGUCUCCUCACACUGCUGGUGGGUUCCAUUUUUGUCAUAGGGUGCUGUAUGGCCUCCCAUUGCUGCUGCCUCCACCGCCACACUGUGGCUCCACACUCUGGUUUUGGCCCCGUGACUGCCCAAAUGAGUGAAGUGUGCGGUGAUUCUAAGAUCGACGGCACUCAUCUGCAUGUCAUACUGACUGACAGUAUUAUUUCUCUUCCCCAGCAGACUCCAAGGGCAUUUAAAUUAAAGGUACAGUGUUCUGCACUAAUAUAA